Molecule: messenger RNA, 3123 nt
Organism: Didymosphaeria variabile
Lineage: Eukaryota; Fungi; Ascomycota; Dothideomycetes; Pleosporales; Didymosphaeriaceae
Exons: 4
Coding region: 1-3123 (1040 amino acids)
Molecular function (GO): hydrolase activity, acting on carbon-nitrogen (but not peptide) bonds, in cyclic amidines
Source: RefSeq, a predicted model, not a curated record
AUGCUGCCCCCUCCACGGCCGUAUCUUUCGGGCCCUUUGGAUAAGAUUGCCGCUGUGCGUCUGCCCGGGAAGUCUCCGUCCUCGCUGUGGGAUGUCUCGAUCAAAGACAGCAGAAUUUCUUCCAUAGACCCGCACGACGAUACGCCCAGCUGGGACCCGCUCGGAGACACCGAGAGCGUCCACAACGGCAUAUUGGACGGAUGCAAUCGUCUGCUUGCACCUUCGCUUUGCCACGCUCACAUACAUCUAGACAAGUGCUUCCUCCUCCAAGACCCUACCUAUAGUGACUUGCAGAUCGAAAGGGGCGAUUUCCAGGAGGCCAUGGAGUUGACUACAAAGGCCAAAGCCCGAUUCGACCAAAGCGAUCUGUUGAGGCGCGGACGCACGCUCAUUGACGAGAGCAUUUCCCAUGGCGUCACGGCCAUGAGAGCAUUUGUGGAAGUGGAUAGAGGUGUGCAAUUCAAGUGCAUCCUCGCUGGUUUGAAAUUGAAAGCUGAGUAUAAGCAUCUCUGCGAAAUUCAGCUAUGUGCCUUUGCUCAGUUGCCACUGUUCUCUGGAGAGGACGGAGGCGAGGAGAUCCGAAAGUUGAUGGGUCUUGCCGCCACUAUGGGAGACAUUGAUGUAUUAGGUAGCACGCCGUAUGUCGAAGAUGACGAGACAAAGCAAGAAGCAAAUGUUCAUUGGAUCACCUCGUUGGCGCUAGCCAAUGGAAAGCACCUCGAUCUGCACCUGGACUACUUUCUGGAGAAGCACAGGCAGCCCUUGAUCUGGACGGUGCUGGACAUAACUCGAGGUUAUAAGUGGACCGAAAAACAAGGUAAACAGAUCACUCUAGGCCACUGCACUCGCCUCACCAGGUUCAAUGACGAGGAGUGGACAGCACUGAAACAAGGCAUUGGCGACCUCCCAGUGUCUUUCGUUGGGCUACCAACUUCAGAUCUAUUCAUGAUGAGAACUCGCGCGAAUGUGCGCGGCACGCUGCCGGUGGUUGAGAUGAUCCAGCAACAUGAUCUACAUGCAGCGAUCGCCAUCAACAACGUCGGCAAUGCGUUUACGCCUUACGGAAACUGUGACCCGCUCAGUAUUGCGAGCCUUGGAGUAGGUAUCUACCAGGCUGGCACGAAGCAGGAUACAGAGAUCCUCUAUCAAGUUUUUGGCCGGCAAUCGAGCGAGUGGAUGACGAUCAAUCGUGCGCUGCUUCAAUUUAAAGAGGGGCGUAUAAGCAAGAAAGAAGCGCAUCACAUAAUGACGCAGGUCUUAGGCGACAACUACGAGCUCAGUCAUGAUUUGUUCGACAUCCUGGACCACGAUGAAGCCGAUUGGGGACCUGAAGACUGGUCUCAGCCCAUCAACCCUCCUGAGCACCCACAGACAGUCAAUCCAACUUCGCCCAACUUCUUACAACCAUCAUAUGAGCCCGAAUUUAUUCGUCUCCCAUCCAUGUUCCAGGCGCUGGGCGGUAGUUCGUACACGUCCCGGCCGCAACUGACAAUCAAUCCUACAGUCCUGCAAUCAUCCUCGAUGCCUUAUGCCGCCGAGAAGAUGACGCCGACUCCGUACCGUAACGCCCAAGGGCUUUCGGAUUCUCUCGCGUCAAACUUCGAAGGCUAUUUUGGGUACGACAAUCGCCAGGAGCAUCUCACGCCACAGACUCAAGGCUUGCCCAUCAAUUGGAAUCAUGACCUUUACAUGCCCAACGGUCUGUCAUCCCCAGCUCAUCUGAUGCCAGGCACAGUCGCUUUGCCGCAGCACUACGUAUCAACCCCCUGGCGUCAGGCCCAGACUUUGGCACCCUCGAGGGAUAUCCACAAUGAGAUGGGUCUGAACCCAGGUAUACAGUCGUACAACAAUCUGGGUCGUACGAAAGAGCCACUCCCAACAGCCGUCUUUACAGCCGAGCAGACCCAUCAGCAAUAUCCACAGCCCCAUUGGCAGAAUGGCCACUCGAUGGGCGACGGCCUUGGAGACCGUCUUUGGCAGCAUGAGCAAGAUCAUGGCACUGCGGAACGCCAGAUAUUGCACAUUGCUCCUAGUCCACAAUCGCAAGCCACUCCGCAGUUAGUUUCAGGACAGUUAAGCUCGGAUACCUCCGUCUGUACGAUCGCAACACCAACAACGGGCGUUGCGAACGUUACUCGACUUGUUCAGAACGAACUGAAUAAAGGCCAAGCUCAGUACAUGGCGAGCAUGCAAAUCAACAGCAACAAUGCGAUGGAUGGAUCACACGAAGCGAAUAUGAACAAUGCAGGGCCACAAUCCGGAGAGCCCAAAGCGAAGCUAUUCAGGCCUCAACCAAUCCCUAAGCCGGAAGGCACUUUCAUCCAUGCUAUCUGUGGCAAAGGCUUUCAAACCAGGAACGCAGUGAAGAAGCAUCAUUGGGGCCCAAAGGCCGGGGAUCUGGAGGCCACUAGAGGCUGUUGGGCUAAGAAUAAAAGACCAGACAUCGCUUGGGACGCACAUCCCAGCUGCAAUCUAGGAUCUUCCAAAUUGAGCAUCAAUAACGCUCAACCGACUGCUACCGAAGAAGACGAUUCCAUAUCGACAAGCCCGAACCUGAACGUAGCGCCAGUGCCGACGAUGCUAUCUGGGCGCCCGACCGUUCAGCAAUUCAAUGAUCCUCCGGCUCAUCAUCUUGACACUCUGGUAUCUGCUGCCUCAUUUGCAGAGAGGAUUGAUGCACCCAAGCCGCAGGGCAGCCGAAACGAUUCCGUUGUAGCUUACCUCGACGCCCAAGCUGCUGCUGCCGAACGAAAUCGCAGGACACUACCGCCUUGGUCUACUCCAACCGGGUUUGGGACCGCCCUCACAGGAAGAGCCUCGUACAGUCAAUUGCAGUCGCCUGCCGCUGGCUUGAACAUCACUCAUAGCCCACCGAAUCAAGUCCUUCCGAACAUGAAGCCACCAUCGCAACAACACAUCGGCUUUGCCCCUCCAGGGGGUCGGAUCAGCAAUGCUCAUGCUACCCAGGACGAGGACGUCAGACCCACCACAAUGAACAACAGCGUGCAGGAGAAGCGGCAGCGUGCCACAAGCAAGAAAGCUAGCGUCUCCAAAGGCGAGCAGAAGCUGCCGGACUCCCUUUCUCCAAGCCCAAAGCAGAAGAAGGCGAAGCUCCACAAGUAG